AUGCUCAACAAAAAAAUGACAAAACCACUGAAGAGGAUAUCAAACAGUGCAGAGCUGAAGGCAGCUUAUCCAGACCAGUUUGAAAAAAUAGGCAACUUAAGUGGAACCGUUAACCUCUUUCUGAAAGAGGAUGCUGAACCAUUCAUUGACCCACUACGGAAAUGCAGUAUCCACAUAAAAGACAAGCUACAAGCAGAACUGAAUAAAAUGGUAGAGCAAGAUGUGAUAUGA
Molecule: messenger RNA, 231 nt
Organism: Xyrichtys novacula (pearly razorfish)
Lineage: Eukaryota; Metazoa; Chordata; Actinopteri; Labriformes; Labridae
Source: the annotation of a GenBank genome assembly